Molecule: messenger RNA, 741 nt
Organism: Cuscuta epithymum
Lineage: Eukaryota; Viridiplantae; Streptophyta; Magnoliopsida; Solanales; Convolvulaceae
Source: the annotation of a GenBank genome assembly
GUUCUACCGGUCUACCCAACACCACCGCAUCCAGAGUCUGCUACACCCAUUGUCACACAGUCAAUCUACACACUCUCAAAACAAUAGCUCCGCCUGCGUUCGUCGUUUCAAGAUUUUCCCAACCCCACCAUACAUUCCCUAAUGCAGCCUUCCUCGGAGGAUCUGAUAACCCAAAUGCAAGCUCAAAUGAUCCAAGUUCAAGUUCAGAUGACCCAAAUGAAAUCUCAAAUGACCCAAGAGCAGGCACAAAUGCAGGCCCAGUUUGACCUGAUGCAGAACCAGAUUCUAAUGCUUGGUGCUGAAACAAAGGCUGCACGUGCCCGCGCUUACAAUGCCACUCGACUGGACAACAUCCGCCCUGUAGUCAAAAUUAUGAGCGGCCAUCCUGCCCCAAACCCUCCCCAACACUUCAAUUUUGAUCAAACUGAAUAUGUUGUAGGUGCAAAUCCACCCAUUGGCCUGGUUCCUGACAAUUUCAAUGAUAUCUGUCAUCUUGAGCAUGAUCAGUUAGACUGCAUCCAUUGGUUCUAUAAUGAACCAUCACUCGUUAAAGGUUCAUACACACUGCUUCAUCGUCAUGGCCAAAUAGCUGCUUAUCUGAUGGCCUAAUGUUUGGGAUGAUAAGUAGUUGGGAGAGGAAGCAUGUGUGAGAGGAAACAGGAGAAAGAUGCUAAAUAAUGUUGCAGUUUUUGUGAUGUUGCUUUGGGACUGUUUUGUGUAACAUUGAUUUCUAAUGUGAUG